Molecule: messenger RNA, 2296 nt
Organism: Mesoplodon densirostris (Blainville's beaked whale)
Lineage: Eukaryota; Metazoa; Chordata; Mammalia; Artiodactyla; Ziphiidae
Gene: TTC4
Product: tetratricopeptide repeat domain 4
Exons: 10
Coding region: 43-1212 (389 amino acids)
Molecular function (GO): Hsp90 protein binding
Source: RefSeq, a predicted model, not a curated record
UUCUCGGCGUCUGGACCGUGGCAGGAGAGUCAGGGAGCUGACAUGGAGGUGCCGGAGCCGUUUGCGGCUUCUGACGACGCCAUGGACUCGUUCCUGGAAAAGUUCCAGAGCCAGCCUUACCGUGGCGGGUUCCACGAGGACCAGUGGGAGGAGGAAUUUGAAAAGAUCCCCCUAUUUAUGAAGAAAGCGCCAUCAGAAAUUGAUCCCCGGGAGAAUCCUGACUUGGCUUGCCUCCAGUCAAUUAUUUUUGAUGAAGAGCGAUCUCCAGAAGAACAGGCCAGGACCUUUAAAGACGAGGGCAAUGAUUACUUUAAAGAAAAAGACUAUAAGAAAGCUGUGAUUUCGUACACUGAAGGAUUAAAGAAGAAAUGUGCAGACCCUGAUUUGAAUGCUGUUCUUUAUUCCAACCGGGCAGCAGCACAGUACUAUCUGGGCAAUUUUCGUUCUGCUCUCCAUGAUGUGACAGCUGCCAGAGAGCUAAAACCCUGCCACCUGAAAGCAAUAGUAAGAGGUGCCUUAUGCCAUCUGGAACUGAAAAACUAUGUCGAGGCUGUGAACUGGUGCGAUGAGGGGCUGCAGAUAGAUGCCACAGAGAAGAAGCUUCUGGAAAUGAGGGCUAAAGCAGACAAGUUGAAGCGAACUGAACAGAGGGAUAUAAGGAAAGCAAAGUUGAAAGAAAAGAAGGAGCAGGAUCAGAAUGAGGCUUUACUCCAGGCUAUCAUGGCUAGGAACAUCAAGCUAGUGUCUGAAGCUGUUGGAGAGGAUGAAGAAGAUUCAGCCUCAGAAGGUCUCGGUGAGCUCAUCCUGAACAGGCUCACUUCUGAGAACCUCUACGGAGCCAGGCUGAGUGUAGAUGAUGGGGGAAGCCUGAGCUGGCCUGUGCUCCUUCUGUACCCAGAGUAUGCCCAGUCAGACUUCAUCUCUGCCUUUCACGAGGACUCCAGGUUUAUUGAUCAUCUAAUGGUGAUGUUUGGUGAAACGCCCUCUUGGGAUUUAGAGCAAAAAUACUGCCCUGAUAAUUUAGAGGUCUACUUUGAGGAUGACGACGGGUCAGAACUGUACCGGGUGCCUCCCAAGAGCACCCUGCUGCAGGUGCUGCAGCACCCCAGGUACUUUGUAAAAGCCCUGACACCAACAUUUUUGGUCUGUGUAGGAUCCUCUGCUUUUUGCAGGAAUUAUCUCCGGGGGAGAAAGGUGUGCCAGGUAAAGUGACUGGCGCCAUGCUGUGAGAGCCAGGCCCCCUGGACCUCCUCCCCCCUCCUCCUCCUCAGCCUGGGGUCUAGCACACUUGAAUCAGCAGGACCUACUCCUAGAAUCCAGCGGUUUAUUUCUGUCACCCGGGGGACAGGCCUUCCCUGCAUUGUGGUUGGGGAGGAGCUGCCGACUUCCUGAACUGCAGCCUCUCUGGUCAGAGUGCUGAGCUCCAGCUGGUCUUCACUCAUCUCUCUCCGUACAAAACUCCGUGCCUUGGUCACGACAUCCUUGGACUCACUGUGAGCUGUGUUACCCACCAGCCUCCAUCUCUGACCUGAGGAACCACUGGUCUGUGGACGCUGACUCACAAUCCAGUGACAUGGUUCUGAACCUUUGUGGAGUCAGAGGCCUUAGAGAAGCUACGGCUCACACUGCAGACAUACACAAACCAUGCGUGUAAUUGUAUCAGAGCUGAGAGACUCGGGCCUCCCGUGACUUCACAAGCACAGACGGCUGCUCUCUAGGGAUGCUGUAGAUCCCUUGGGGUGAGAUGGGGCCAGGAAAGCCAGGUCCUGUUUCUGUAUCUAUGAAGACCUACAAACUGGGGUCCUCCAGACCCCCUAAAAUGUUCGUCACUUUUCCUGAUCUUUGCAGUGUGGAGAACUGUGACAUACUUGGACAGUAUGUCACAGUUUUCACAUUUCAGAAUUUUAUGCCUUUUAAACUGGGAAACCUUUUUGUAUGUUGAGUCACUGUCAUACGUUGUAUUUUUGCCUGCAGCUUUUUGCUUCCUCCUUCCUAGAGGAUUUUAUAUACCCUUACCUUGCGUUGCCCACCCUGUCCCCCAGGGAAGAGUGUACUUCCCUGCUCCUGAUGCAAAGGGAUGUGAGUGGACAUGUCCAGACCGAGCUUACAGAGCAUCGUGUGGUAGGCUUUUGCUCUUUUCCCUCUGCCGUGGGAACGUAUUUCCCAGAGAGGGGCUGUUCCUUUAGCCUGAGUGUCGGAUGCUAAGGCACAUGGAGCAGAGCUGAAGCAGCUGGCCUGCAGCCAUUGACUGUAACAUGAAUGAGAAAUAAAUGUUUGUUGUAGUAAUAAGCACUGA